Messenger RNA from Stegastes partitus (bicolor damselfish), 3259 nucleotides. It is a transcript of the gene cables1, whose product is annotated as Cdk5 and Abl enzyme substrate 1. Bases 19 to 1638 code for a protein of 539 amino acids. Gene Ontology annotation, cellular component: cytosol. Lineage: Eukaryota; Metazoa; Chordata; Actinopteri; Pomacentridae. Gene Ontology annotation, biological process: regulation of cell cycle; nervous system development. The transcript has 10 exons. The record is from RefSeq and is a predicted model, not a curated record.
GAUCACGGGAGGUGGACCAUGGCGGCCGCCACGAGCAGCAACACAUCCACAGCCACGCUUCAGAUAAAGCACUCCAGCAUUGAGCAUACGCGGAAACGCAUAGACCCGAGGAGGAGGCAAGCGGCGCUGUCUUUUCUCAGCAACAUUUCUCUGGAUGGGCGACCCGUGCAAGACGAUGCAGACAAUCAGAACGAGGAGGAUAACUCGCUCGAAGCUAGGACUAGACAGAGCCUGGUUUCUCCGGAGCGCGCUGCGUACGGAGCCGCUGGAGCCGCUGCUGCUGCUGCUGCCGCGGCGGCGGCGACCACGGCCGCCCAGGCGCUCGCUUUUGCAAACCAGGCUCUCCUCGCCAGCAGCCGGGCCAGCCUCGGGACGGGUCCCACGGCUGGCCCAGACACGGAGGGCGACGCUUUCGUGCCCUCGACGUUCAGCUCGCCUUUCUCCGCGGUGCCAGCCUCGACCAGAGGGAGGCUGCAGACGUACACUCAGGGAAUCCUACCUGCCCCCUACUCCAGGCAAUCCUCCCAGAACUACUGUCUGGAGGGCGGACAGAUAGAGCUGCAGAGGUCAAGACGAAGACUCAUCUCUCAGCGCUCUUCGCUUGAAACUCUAGAGGACAUAGAAGAAAACGCUCCUCUGCGCAGAUGCCGAACCCUAUCGGGUUCACCCCGACCAAAGAGCUUCAAGAAGAUCCACUUCAUAAAGAACAUGAGGCAACACGAUAUGCGCAAUGGAAGGAUAGUCCUUAUCAGUGGCAGAAGAUCCUUCUAUAGUGUAUUUUCUGUCCUGCCCUAUCGAGAUUGUAGCCAAGCAGGGGAUGUGAAGCUGGAAGGAGGCCGCCAGCGGCACCCGUCAGGAGGCGUGAGUGCCAAAGAGAUGGUGAUCGGGCUGGAGGGGGUGGAGCUGGGAGCUGACGGGAAGACUGUGUCCUACACCCAGUUCCUGUAUCCCACCAACGUGCUGGGCGGCCGGAGGAACACCAUCGACUCCACGUCGUCCUUCUCUCAGUCCCGUAACGCGAGCCACCGCAGCCUCAGCCUGGGCCGGGCCAACAGCAACCAGAGCAGCUUAGACACAGGGAACGAUUUGGGGGACUUUCGCGAGUAUGACCCCAAUCUGCUGGAUGACCCGCAGUGGCCUUGUGGAAAACACAAGCGAGUCCUCAUCUUCCCCUCCUACAUGACGACGGUCAUCGAAUACGUCAAACCCUCUGACCUCAAGAAGGACAUGAACGAGACCUUCAAGGAGAAGUUCCCACACAUACGGCUCACGCUCAGCAAGAUCCGGAGCUUGAAGAGAGAGAUAAGGAAGCUGGCCCAGGAUGAAUGUGGGUAUGAGGAACCGACGGUGGCCAUGGCCUUUGUCUACUUUGAAAAACUCGUUCUUCAAGGCAAACUGAACAAACAGAACCGUAAGCUCUGCGCUGGAGCUUGUGUCCUUCUGGCGGCCAAGAUCGGCGGUGAUCUGAAGAAGCACGAGGUUAAGCUUCUGAUAGACAAACUGGAGGAGAGGUUCAGAGUGAACCGCAGAGAGCUGAUCGCCUUUGAGUUCCCCGUCCUGGUGGCGCUGGAGUUCAACCUGCACCUGCCCGAGAACGAGAUCAUGCCCCACUACAGACGCCUGCUGCAGGCCUCCUAGCAUUAGUGACCCAUCAGGAGGAUGGCCGCCGGCUCCUCCUCCUGAUCCCCCGCCCACCGUAUCCAUCCUCGCCUCCUCUUCACGGUACCGCCGGCUGCCACCGAGCUGCAGCCGCUCAUCACUGCGACGCUCUCCCCCCUCCUCUCUCGUGAGAUCAGCCAAAGGGACUCAUUUUUAAACAAACUUUUCUCCAUCGUUUGACUUCUGCAUUCAUCACCGCUACGAACUGUCCGCAAACAAGUCGUUUCUCUGGUUUGCAUGUUCCACAUCUCCUCAUCCUCAUCACUUUGUAUAUUUUACUCCUCUCUUGUUGAUUAAGAGAGCUUCUCUUCUUUUAAAUCCUUCUCGGUUAAAACAACCAGUGAUUGUAACAUUUUUAUCGCGUCUUUUCAUUAAUCUCCUUCGUGUAAACUUUGGUAUGAUUGGUUGCCUCAUGACCUGCAUAAAAUUUAAACAAAGGCCUUUUAAGUGGCUGGUUUUGGCCGGACUGUUACUCCUCAGCGUGACUCUUCUUCUCGCAAGUCAUCGUCUUAAAAGUGCACUUUUUUUGAAUAUUGCAAGACAUGGGGGCAGGGGGGCACUUUUUUCAGACUUUUAAUGAGCUUGGGAACCAACCCUGGAACAUAAGCUGUGUUCAUGAGCACCACACACACACACACACACACACACGAGUCAUUUGGAAUGGUUUGUUUUUCUCUCUCAUGGUUUGUUCACACCUUUUUCUAGUCUCAACUAUCCGCAUGAGAAGCAACGAUUGUUUGUACACAGGUACUUGCAGAAAAGAUGUGAUUUCCUAUUUUCACUGCAGUGUUCCAUUCGUUUUCUACCAGUCAGAUGCUUGCUAUGGACUUCUGGAGACCAGACCGACUUUUAUCAGUGUCGAAUUUCCCGUGCUCUAUGUUAGAGUGUAUUGCUAGCACAUUUACGGUGCUCUAAUAGGGUCAAGAUGGUUGUUCACGAGUGCAAACAUGCCAUUAAGCAGCGAUCGGGAGCGGCAGCCGGCUGCUCCGGGGUUGAGAGAAAAUGCCUUUCACGUGCAGAAUGUGGGUUAAGACCCUGUGCCAGUAAUUAUCCUCCCUGCUGAAGUGUCCUUGAGCAAGACACCGACGAGUCCCUGCAGCCUUCAGGGAUGCUUCUCUCAGCAAAGCCUCUCUUGAGGAGGGGAAGAAUGGAAACGAGAUCCCAGCAGGGGUCGAAUCACGGAUCAAACGUUUGCAAAAAACUUGUUGAUUUAAAAAAAAUAAAUAUUGAAAAUGAACAACUUCCGAUGUGACCACUUAGACGAUAUUUAUUCAAUUUCUUUGGCACGUGUCUCAACUUGAUUUUAUUGUUUUCUAAUCUUGAAAUUGUCUGACACACUACCGCAGAGUAUUGAGAGGCCACGAAAUCAGAAAACAUGAGUCUGACGCUGCUGAUGGUGUUUGAGCUGAAACGACGAAACCAAACCGUCACAAGGGAAGCAUGGAUUGUGUUGAUUUAAGAGGAAACAAUACUGAGCUUAUUUCCGUUUGCAAGCCCAAAGAUUUUUGCCGUACGAUGCACACUAAGCGAGGACGGACUCAUGGCGACACUUCUUACCUGUGUAUGUUUGUAAAUAAAUUGCUUUGCUUGUUCAAUCAAA